Messenger RNA from Didymodactylos carnosus, 204 nucleotides. NCBI's taxonomy places the organism in Eukaryota, Metazoa, Rotifera, Eurotatoria, Philodinida, Philodinidae. The record is from the annotation of a GenBank genome assembly.
AUGGAAGGGACAGCAUCAACACCAACAAUCUCUGCUAUAACAGCAACGUCUGCAUUUCAACAAACAGACAAACCAAAAUCAUUGAAAGUAAAUCAAAGUCAGACAUUUGGCACAGCAGAACAAAACAUGAAACUUCUUGAAUCAAUUGAAAGUGUUUAUUUAUUUAAUGACAUGAAUGAACUAAACAGCAGCACCGACAAGUAG